Molecule: messenger RNA, 810 nt
Organism: Lentinula edodes (shiitake mushroom)
Lineage: Eukaryota; Fungi; Basidiomycota; Agaricomycetes; Agaricales; Omphalotaceae
Product: 60Kd inner membrane protein-domain-containing protein
Exons: 3
Coding region: 1-810 (269 amino acids)
Biological process (GO): mitochondrial respiratory chain complex IV assembly; protein insertion into mitochondrial inner membrane from matrix
Cellular component (GO): mitochondrial inner membrane
Molecular function (GO): membrane insertase activity
Source: RefSeq, a predicted model, not a curated record
AUGCGCAAGGAGGGGUUGCUCGAAAAUAAGGAGCUAAGAGCAGAGAUUCACGCGAAGCGUUGUCACGAUAUUAUGCAAAUGAAAAGCAAAGAACUAGUGAAGUUGCACAAGUGCAGACCCCUCACAACAGCUCUCAUGCCUGUCAUGGCUCAAGCACCUCUCUUUAUCGUUAUGACCAUGGUAUUCGCACGUCUCGCUGCAGAUCCCACUUCUCCUUUUGACUCGGAGUCCUUUCUAACAUUAUCAACUUUGAACCAUCCUGAUCCUACGUUUACCAUGCCUGUCGUGGUAGGCCUCCUUACAAUGGCAAAUGUUGAAUCUAGCCAUUGGGUCUUGAACCCCGCUGAGAAGGAGGCGUUGAAGGAGAAGGAGAAAAAGAUGAAGGAGACUGUCGCAAAGAGUGGAGAUAGAUUGUCAAUGGUGAAAUUCAACCUGCAGAGUAAUUUGAAAGACUCGAUGCGUGUUCUCUCAAUUCUCAGAAUAGGUUUGGCCUCUAUUGCUCCUGGGGCAGUAACACUCUACUGGGUCACAUCAGCAGCUUUCGGUCUCUUUCAAACAUGGCUAGUUAAUUCACUAGCUAUGAAGAAGCGAAGAGAAUUCCUUGCUACAUCGACCCAGAUCCCGACUCCAACCCCAACACCUCAUGGGGCGGCUAGCACGCAAAAACAGAAACCGAGAGGAACAUCCUCGGCGCAAGUCUCGCGAGCAGUUCCUGGCUCCGGCUCCGGCUCUGCUCUUGCCAACGUCCAAGUCAAAUUGAAGGCCCCUUCACCUCCGCGGUCAGGUCAGAAACCACUGAAAGGGUCAUGA